AUGUCCCUUGACCGUGUUGACGAUGACCCAACAGACUUUGAGGGAAUCUAUUCCGGAGUUCUGCCAGUGAACACGUCCAGACCACGAAAAGCUCCUCGAGAUGAUGCGGCACAUGGAAUCCAGGCAGCUGGUGUAAGAGCGUUUACCGCCCAGGCAAUAGCCUUCUACUUUCGAGCUCCUGUAAAGGCCUUCUUCCGAACACGAGUUGACUACCUGGCUUAUGCUAGAAACCUCCAGCAGCAGAAUGCAGCCGUAGCCAACGACGCUCUGUCACGUAGACUCAGCUGGUUACGUUCCACCACUCCAGGCGUUAUUGCUUCAGCAAUCCGCUACUAUGGCUGGAGGGUUAUACCUGAGCAAAUCCUACCUCCUCUGAUAGCCAAUGUCAGCGUGGGUGCUGUCCUAUACACAAGCUACCUACAAAUCUUAGGUCGUCUGCAUGAAGAGAGCAGUAAACACCACAAGCGAGUUUAUCCCCCUCCUUCUUUUGCAGAAACUGCUACAGCUGGAUUUCUUGCUGGAAGCAUACAGUCUAUCAUAGCUGCUCCACUGGACGCCAUUCAAGUACGUUACGAACGACAUGACCCUGCUACCAAUGGCAAACUCGGGAACUCACCUCAAAGUAUGUGGACAUUUGGCAGGGAGAAAAUACGAGAGGUCGGGACAAGAGGAAUUUUUGCUGGCUAUGGGUUGUCCUUUCUAAAAGACAGCUUUGGUUCAGCUACCUUCUUCAGCACUUUCGAGUGGAUCAAAUCACAAGGAUACCAUAACUUUGUCCACUGGUAUUAUGGUUCCUUACAUCCAGAAAUGGUUACUACACUUGCCAGAAAACGGCCACACGAGAGCGGACUGAGACCUCGAUCUAACUCCGCAUACAGUGAUCGUGACCGCUUUGUACAGACUAUCAAGCCCCAUUACGCUAUCGAGCCUACGUUUCUCUUUCUGGCAGGCCUAAGUGCUUCUGUAGCUCAAUCAACAGUCAUCUAUCCAUUGCAUCAUGUUCAAGUGGAACACUGGAACCAUCUCGAAGAAUUGGAUACUCAAGCAAAACAGUUUCGUCAAUCGUCGCGACUCCAAGGUCAACCGAGGUGGCGUAUGAUGCGUGUUUACUAUCGAGCCUAUCAGGAAACCUGGCAACAAUGCAUGGAUGCGGCGAAGAAAGAAACUCGAGGAAAUAUCAUCAGAUGGGUCUACCGUGGCUUUGUUUUCAACACGUUUCGUCAGCUUCCGAGCACGAGUGCAGGACUGAUCAUAUUUGAGCUGAUACGUCGCAGAGCUGGUCAGGCAUCCGACGACAUUCGAAUAUCGUCCAAGGCUGGAGACUAUGAUAUACUGGUGAGAUGA
Messenger RNA from Lithohypha guttulata, 1344 nucleotides. RefSeq lists its product as uncharacterized. The record is from RefSeq and is a predicted model, not a curated record. Bases 1 to 1344 code for a protein of 447 amino acids. Gene Ontology annotation, biological process: mitochondrial L-ornithine transmembrane transport. Gene Ontology annotation, molecular function: L-ornithine transmembrane transporter activity. NCBI's taxonomy places the organism in Eukaryota, Fungi, Ascomycota, Eurotiomycetes, Chaetothyriales, Trichomeriaceae. The transcript has 2 exons. Gene Ontology annotation, cellular component: mitochondrion.